Molecule: messenger RNA, 482 nt
Organism: Nematolebias whitei (Rio pearlfish)
Lineage: Eukaryota; Metazoa; Chordata; Actinopteri; Cyprinodontiformes; Rivulidae
Product: cytosolic 10-formyltetrahydrofolate dehydrogenase-like
Exons: 5
Molecular function (GO): formyltetrahydrofolate dehydrogenase activity; aldehyde dehydrogenase (NAD+) activity
Source: RefSeq, a predicted model, not a curated record
GUGCUAUUGUGAUUCCCUGGAACUAUCCCCUAAUGAUGCUGGCCUGGAAGACUGCAGCUUGCCUGGCAGCUGGAAACACCAUGGUUCUCAAACCUGCUCAGGUUACUCCACUUACAGCAUUAAAGUUUGCUGAAUUGGGAGCAAGAGCGGGGCUGCCUAAAGGGGUGAUUAACAUUUUACCUGGAUCAGGUGCUGUGGUGGGGCAGCGUUUGUCUGACCAUCCUGACGUACGUAAGCUGGGCUUCACAGGUUCCACUGAAAUCGGUAAACACAUCAUGAAAAGCUGUGCAGUCAGUAACGUAAAGAAAGUCUCUUUGGAGCUUGGAGGAAAAUCCCCUCUCAUCAUCUUCAGUGACUGUGACAUGGACAAAGCUGUGCGCAUGGGCAUGAACUCCGUGUUCUUUAACAAAGGAGAAAACUGCAUUGCAGCUGGCAGGCUGUUUGUGGAGGACUCCGUUCAUGACCAGUUUGUAGAAAAAGUG